UGGCCGCCUUUGCUAAGUUGGCAACAGUGGCAAUAAUUAUUUGUUGUGAAAAAGUUAAAAAGUAAAUGCAACUUUGAAAGAAAAAUGAAUCCAAACAUGAAUAUGAUGCAAAUGGGUGGGCCUUCCAUGAUGCAAGUGUCGCCCAUGAUGCAGUCGUCGCCACAGCCAAUGAUGCCCUCCGGACCACCGGGACCAGUACCAAUGCAACAGCAGCAGCAUCAACAACAACAACAGCAACAACAGGCGGAGAAACUGGACAACAUAUCGAGGGUGAAGAGCCUGUUGGGUCCGUUGCGGGAAUCGAUGUUCCUAACAAUACGCUCCAGUGCGUUCACACUGCAACAGAAUAACCUGGCAGACAAUUUAAAACGUGAUACUGGCGGACAUGGACAUGUGCCCCGUUUUGACAAGCAUCUGGAGGAUUUCUAUGCGUGCUGCGAUCAAAUGGAACUGCACCUAAAAACGGCAAUUCAAUGCAUGCAACAAUUGACUUCGUCCCAGCAUUAUCUUCCUGGUGCUGUGACUGCCAUGAGAAUGGAGAACUUUAUGCAAGAUAAUCCAGCUGGCCCCAUUCCCUAUCCAACGUAUUUAAAUACAGUGCGUGUGCACGUACAGUCCGCGAAAGAUAUUCACGACACUCUCAUUAGUGCGGCGCAAAAUAUAUCUCAGGCUGAUUGAUAAUUGUUGUACAUUUAUGUUUAAUUGUAUUUAGUUAUUAAAAAAUAUUUUAUUUAAGAGAUAUACCAGAAUAUAUAAAGCAGACAUAACAUCA
Molecule: messenger RNA, 772 nt
Organism: Drosophila innubila
Lineage: Eukaryota; Metazoa; Arthropoda; Insecta; Diptera; Drosophilidae
Gene: ix
Product: mediator of RNA polymerase II transcription subunit 29
Exons: 1
Coding region: 85-678 (197 amino acids)
Biological process (GO): regulation of transcription by RNA polymerase II
Cellular component (GO): mediator complex
Molecular function (GO): transcription coregulator activity; transcription factor binding
Source: RefSeq, a predicted model, not a curated record